Chelonus insularis is the source of this 681-nucleotide messenger RNA. RefSeq lists its product as uncharacterized. The transcript is spliced from 4 exons. Lineage: Eukaryota; Metazoa; Arthropoda; Insecta; Hymenoptera; Braconidae. The record is from RefSeq and is a predicted model, not a curated record. The coding region runs from base 192 to 545 and encodes 117 amino acids.
UAAUACACCUGAUGGUAUUAUAAACUAGAGUUUGCAUUGCAUGUACCUUCAAACUGUAUAUGAUAGUUGAUCUGGAAAGGAAACGCCUGCUUAAGGUUAGAUUGAGACAAAACCACACCAACGCUCUAUAAUUUAUUCGUUUAUCAACUAAGUUAUUUUUUUAUAAGUCGUGAUAUACUUUCGCAUUCAAUAUGGAGUCUUUAAAGAUUUUAAUGUAUUUUGUGAUUAUAACAAUAGCAAAAAUAAUAUCCGCAUCUCCAGAUAGUGCUGGUAUUGUUGAAAUGGUAAAUGGAUUAGCAUACGGAGGUAUUCCGUAUGGCAGUGUAUCUGGAAAGGUUGGAAUAAAUUAUCAAUCGCCUGAUUCUGGAUUCUAUUUUCGUCAAGAUAACACAAUUCAAUCACAAUCUCAACUUCGAGUACCAUCUCCUAUUGUUAUAUCGCCUAAUUUUCGAGCUGCUGGUGUAGAAGCUCGAAAAUAUGGUCCCGUUCAAAUUUAUAAACUACCUGGAGUCGUUGCUCCUGGAGUUCUUGGAACAAAGUAUUAACAACGUUCUUUCGUGCGUGAAAAUUUUCCACGUCAAGUGUCAUUAGCCUGAAUUGUUGAGAUUGUAGUAAAUACAGUUGAGAAUCAAGAAAAGUAUAUAAAUGAUCGAAACAAAGGAGUAAACCCUUUAGUUUACA